CGCCGCACCAGACUGUAGACCCGCCUUGGCGGCAUUUGCACGGCAUUCCGGUUGAAAGCAAGCGACGGAUGAAAGCAGUGCACGGUAACAGCAGGGGCCGCAGUGGCAGCUGAAGAAGAAGAAGCAAAACAUGGAGAAUAGAAACGUUGUCGUCUGCGACAAUGGCACCGGGUACGUCAAGUGUGGUUUUUCCGGGGAGAACUUCCCCACCUCUGUAUUUCCUUGCGUGGUGGGGAGGCCGAUGCUUCGGUACGAAGAAUCACUAACUGAACAAGAGCUGAAGGACAUUGUUGUUGGGGAAGCUUGUGCGGAUUUGCGACAUCAGCUUGAUAUAUCUUAUCCUGUCAAUAACGGAAUUGUGCAAAACUGGGACGAUAUGUGUCAUGUGUGGGACCAUGCGUUUUACAAUGAAUUAAAAAUUAAUCCACCAGACUGUAAGAUUCUACUCACAGAUCCUCCACUUAAUCCUUCAAAGAAUCGUGAAAAAAUGGUUGAGAUGAUGUUCGAGAAGUACAAUUUUGCUGGAGUAUUCAUCCAAAUCCAAGCUGUUCUAACAUUAUAUGCUCAAGGGCUCCUGACUGGACUAGUUAUUGACUCUGGUGAUGGUGUCACACAUGUGGUUCCUGUUGUUGAUGGCUAUUCAUUCCCACAUCUUACAAAGCGAAUGAAUGUAGCUGGCCGGCAUAUAACAUCAUAUCUUGUUGACUUGCUUUCAAGGAGGGGGUAUGCAAUGAAUAGGAAUGCUGAUUUUGAGACUGUAAGGGAGAUCAAAGAGAAGCUGUGCUACAUAAGUUAUGACUACAAGAGGGAAUACCAGCUGGGGCUUGAGACCACGAUACUUGUUAAGAAUUAUACUCUUCCAGAUGGAAGGGUGAUUAAAGUAGGAACUGAAAGGUUCCAGGCUCCUGAGGCUCUGUUCACUCCAGAGCUUAUUGACGUUGAAGGGGAUGGAAUGGCUGAUAUGGUUUUCCGUUGCAUCCAGGAAAUGGAUAUUGACAACCGGAUGAUGGUGCAAUAUUAUAUUUGCUAUUUACAAUAUUUAAUAUUGGUAUCAUAUUGUUAUGUUCGGAUUUGAAUACUUGUUCAUAGAUUGAAGUUUAUCAACUUAAAGAGUGUGGUAAAAGAAAUUGUGUUUAGCUACACUUUCUAAGCAAAACUUAUGAAGGUAUCUGAGGCACU
Messenger RNA from Prosopis cineraria, 1179 nucleotides. Its product is annotated as actin-related protein 2-like. Gene Ontology annotation, molecular function: actin filament binding. Gene Ontology annotation, biological process: Arp2/3 complex-mediated actin nucleation. The transcript is spliced from 11 exons. Bases 131 to 1075 code for a protein of 314 amino acids. The record is from RefSeq and is a predicted model, not a curated record. Gene Ontology annotation, cellular component: actin cortical patch; Arp2/3 protein complex. Lineage: Eukaryota; Viridiplantae; Streptophyta; Magnoliopsida; Fabales; Fabaceae.